Molecule: messenger RNA, 1041 nt
Organism: Vigna unguiculata (cowpea)
Lineage: Eukaryota; Viridiplantae; Streptophyta; Magnoliopsida; Fabales; Fabaceae
Product: NEP1-interacting protein 2-like
Source: RefSeq, a predicted model, not a curated record
UCAUUCCAUUUCCUCUCAUGUCUUACUUAUACACUAAGUAUUUAUGGGAUGGAAGAGAAAAAACUCGAUAUCUUCGUCUUCUUCUAUACAUUACUAUUAUUACUAUAUAUGCACACUUAACUCUCCCUUAAACCCAAAUCUGUAACACAGCAAACAUCACUCGAAUUUCUGAGAUACCCACAUGGAGUCUGAGCCAAAUCAAUGCCCUUUGACGGGUUCCUUAGGGAAUUUCGUUGAAAAGGUCAAAAGGGUCGGUACCCUCUUCGUCUCUGCCAUCAUUGGGAACAUUUUAUCUGCGAUCUUGACCUUCUGCUUUGCAUUAGUGGGCACUUUGUUGGGGGCUAUGACUGGAGCCUUGAUAGGUCAAGAGACAGAGAGUGGCUUCAUUCGAGGGGCUGCUAUUGGUGCCAUAUCAGGAGCUGUUUUCUCCAUUGAAGUGUUUGAAUCUUCCAUUGUUCUUUGGAAAUCUGACGAUUCUGGAAUUGGGUGUGCCUUAUACUUGAUUGAUGUUUUUGCAAGCCUGUUGAGUGGAAGACUAGUGCGUGAAAGAAUAGGUCCAGCCAUGUUGAGUGCUGUCCAAAGCCAGAUGGGUGCUGUUGAAAUAAGCUUUGAUGAGGUUCAAAACCUCUUUGAUAUUGGUGUGGCCAAAGGCUUAACGAGAGAUUCAGUUGAAAAGAUCCCAACUAUCACAAUUACAAGUGACAACAAUGUUGAUGCUUCUGGGGACAGAGUUUCAUGUUCUGUUUGCCUCCAGGACUUUCAGCUUGGAGAGACUUGUAGAAGUUUGCCUCAUUGUCAUCACAUGUUUCACCUACCUUGCAUUGACAAGUGGCUGAUCAAGCAUGCUUCUUGUCCAUUAUGCAGAAGGGAUCUGUAAUUUUGUAUAUGAAAAGAUCAAAUCUAGGUUCUUUCAUUUUUUCGACAUAAGGGAAUUUACUGUUAGGAAUGUAUAAUAUUGUUAUAUAUGUAGUAGGAACUAGGAACCAAAAUCCCAUGCGUUUAUUGUUAUAAUUUACUACAAAGAAAAUUUUGACAUAAACC